UUCCGCCACACACUGAACGCGCUGGAAGCAGCCAUGGCGGACGGUCCGCUUUCCGAAGUGCUGCUGCGGCGGCUGGAGGCGGCGGAUGGCGGGCUGGACAGCGCGGAGCUGGCGGCUGAUCUGGGCGUGGAGCACCAGGCCGUGGUGGGCGCUGUGAAGAGCCUGCAGGCCCUGGGCGAGGUCAUCGAGGCCGAGCUUCGUUCUACCAAGCGCUGGGAGCUCACAGCCGAGGGCGAAGAGAUCGCCCGGGAGGGCAGCCAUGAGGCCCGUGUGUUCCGCAGCGUCCCCCCGGGGGGCCUGGCACAGAGCGAGCUGAUGCAACUGCCCAGCGGCAAGGUGGGCUUCAGCAAGGCCAUGUCCAAUAAGUGGAUCCGCGUGGACAAGAGCGCAGCGGACGGGCCCCGGGUGUUCCGCGUGGCGGACAGUGUGGAUGAUGAGGUUCAGAGGCGGCUCCAGCUGGUGCGCAGCGGGCAGGCCGAGAAGCUGAAUGAGAAGGAGCGGAGCGAGCUGAGGAAGAGGAAGCUGCUGACAGAAGCGACCCUGAAGACCUACUGGGUGAGCAAGGGCAGCGCCUUCAGCACCAGCGUCUCCAAGCAGGAUGCAGAGCUGAGCCCAGAGAUGAUCUCCAGCGGCUCCUGGCGGGACCGACCCUUCAAGCCCUACAACUUCGCGGCCCGGGGAGUGCUCCCCGACAGCGGCCACCUGCACCCGCUGCUGAAGGUCCGCACACAGUUCCGCCAGAUCUUCCUGGAGAUGGGGUUCUCUGAGAUGCCCACUGACAACUUCAUCGAAAGCUCCUUCUGGAACUUUGACGCGCUAUUCCAGCCACAACAGCACCCGGCACGGGACCAACACGACACCUUCUUCCUGCAAGACCCGGCGGAGGCCCCGCAGCUGCCUAUGGACUAUGUCAACCGGGUCCGGCGCACGCACUCGCAGGGGGGCUACGGCUCCCAGGGGUACAAGUACCCCUGGAAGGUGGAGGAGGCCCGCAAGAACCUGCUGCGUACACACACCACCUCAGCCAGCGCACGCGCCCUCUACCGCCUGGCACAGAAGAAACCCUUCACACCCGUCAAGUACUUCUCCAUCGAUCGCGUGUUCCGCAACGAGACCCUGGACUCCACGCACCUGGCCGAGUUCCACCAGAUCGAGGGCGUCGUGGCCGACUACGGCCUCACCCUGGGCCACCUCAUGGGUGUCCUGCAUGAGUUCUUCACCAAGCUUGGAAUCACGCAGCUGCGCUUCAAGCCCGCCUAUAACCCCUACACGGAGCCCAGCAUGGAGGUGUUCAGCUACCACCAAGGUCUGAAGAAGUGGGUGGAGGUCGGUAACUCGGGGCUCUUUCGCCCUGAGAUGCUGCUGCCCAUGGGACUCCCUGAGAAUGUGUCCGUAAUUGCCUGGGGCCUCUCGCUGGAGCGCCCCACCAUGAUCAAGUACGGCAUCAACAACAUCCGGGAGCUGGUGGGCCACAAGGUGAACCUGCAGAUGGUGUAUGACAGUCCCCUGUGCCGCCUGGACACGCCUGCACCCCCACCCACACAGGCAGCUGCCUGACCCCGCCCCCCCAGUCCUGCAGCCUGCCCCCGAUGUCCCUACCCGGCACCCCUGGUAUCUGAGGCCUCCGUGAGGCCAUCCCUGGCUCCUUCGCUCCCAUUCAGGGGGCAGCUGUCCUGUGUCCACCUCUGGGGGCGGGUCCGGGGGCUGCUGCCCCUCAUCUGGUGCCUUUUCUUGGGGGUGAAGAUGGGGGCAAACCUGGAGGGCAAGGGGUACCUCAGGGAACUGGAGCCUGGGCCUCCUGGGACAGUCAGCUCCCUACUGUGGCCAGGUGUCUCCCCCAUGGGAGGGGGCCAUGGGGCGGGUUCAGAAGUGACUUCUCAAAGCCCCCGCCUGCCCACCCCCCAAAUUUUUCGUUUUGGUUGAAAGCACUUGCCUGGGGCUGAUCCUGACAGCAGUGUUCGGGGGGCAGCAUUGGGGUACAGAAGGCACAGAGAUCUCUCCAUCUCCCUCAUCAUCCACCUGCACCCCAGAGCAGCCCCAGGCACCGCAGGGACCACUGUGCCGGACCCCUUUCCUGGCUGUGAGUUUGGAAAACAGGGCCAAAUGGGUUCACCACCGGCCCUGUGAAUCUUGAGCCCCCUCCACCCCCCACCACUUCCGAAGCUGCUCCAGAAACAUCCUGCUAUGUCUCAGUGGGGACAGCCCCUCCCCAAUACCCAGCCAUGCGGCCACGGACACCCAUCCCCCUGAGUUCCUUUGGUGGCCCCAGGAGAGACUCCAGCAGUAAGUGCGCAGGUGCUGUGAGCGGGGGAGGCACGUGCAGACACACCAGGGAGAUGCUCCAGGAAGGGGGACGGAUGGCAUAAAAACCCCAAAGGCACAUGUGGGUGGAACCCCCCCAGCCCCAGCAGAUGGAGCAUGAACUCUGGGUCUUUCCCCAGCUAGAUCUCCUGUCCUCUGGAUUUAGAAACCCUGUGGGCUGGCCCUAGGUCCUCUGACAAUAGAAGCCCCACUGGGGUGCCCCACCCCAACGGGUUUGGUGUUGAUCAUCCCCCAGAAUCAAAUCGUUUACCUCUGACAUAUGUGAUGUUAAUAAGGAGAUGUGCUUUAUUUUGUGUGUGUUUUCAUGUCAUAAAUCUGCUCCGGAAAUGGC
Messenger RNA from Sorex fumeus (smoky shrew), 2653 nucleotides. It is a transcript of the gene FARSA, whose product is annotated as phenylalanyl-tRNA synthetase subunit alpha. Gene Ontology annotation, biological process: phenylalanyl-tRNA aminoacylation. Gene Ontology annotation, cellular component: cytoplasm; phenylalanine-tRNA ligase complex; cytosol. Gene Ontology annotation, molecular function: ATP binding; phenylalanine-tRNA ligase activity; tRNA binding. Lineage: Eukaryota; Metazoa; Chordata; Mammalia; Eulipotyphla; Soricidae. Bases 34 to 1557 code for a protein of 507 amino acids. The record is from RefSeq and is a predicted model, not a curated record. The transcript is spliced from 13 exons.